AGAUAAACAAAUAGUAGAACACGCUGUGUUUCUAGUUGGGCACGUUUGUGUUCUUGCCGCCUUUUUUCAAAAAAUAAAGUUUUUAGCCUGUCGACGUGCUGUAGCAAAGUAAAGACACAGAAUAUACAGAGAUGGCAGGUAUGUCAGUAGCAUGCACGCUGAUGUGUGUGAGACGAAACUUAAUGUUUAUAAUUCUUGCACUUAUUCUCAUCAUUGUUGGCGUUAUAUUUUUGGCGUAUGGCGCUGCAAAUUAUGAGGAGAAAAGCACAGACAAGAAAACAGAAGAGGAACGGUAUGGAGUGGUUAUUGAUGCUGGUGGUUCGGGAACUAGGUUGGUCAUUUAUAAAUAUUCUCCUCAAACUAAUACGUUGAAAGAUGUCAAUUUCAAGAAAUGCGAAGACAAUGGAUUGGGCACUUACAAAGUGUCAGAAUUUCCUGAAUUAAAAAAGACGAUAAAAAAGUGUUUAGAUGAUGCGGAUAGAAUGAUUCCAAUAGAAAAAGACGUCCCUAUCUUCUUAGGAGCUACUGCUGGCAUGCGGUUGCUGAAGCUUCGUGCUCAACCUGUAUUUGAUCAGAUCUGGACGAUGUUGAACGAUACUUUAAAAGAGAGUAACUUCAAAGUUAUGAUGAGCCAAACCAUCACAGGUACACAAGAAGCCCAAUGGGCGUGGCUGGCUGCUAACUACAUCAAGAAAACAUUAAAGGCUAGCGAUUCUACUUUUGGAAUUAUUGAUUUUGGCAGUAGCUCCAUUCAACUUGCAUUUACACCGUCUGGAGACAAAAGCAAACUAGACACUUUUAACAUUGAUGCUGAAAACAUGACGAUAUAUGGGCAUUCGUAUUUAUGUUACGGCAAACGAGAAAUGGAAAGGAGAUUUCUUGCUAAGCUAGUGACUGAUGCAUCUUUUAACUCAACGGUGCAGAAUCCAUGUUUCUUUUCUGGCUACAAAAAAAAUUAUUCCUCUUCAUUUCUAUGGGCAAGUCCUUGCAGCUCAGGACCAUACGCAAAAGACAAGUUAGGAAGUGAGUAUCCUGGGCCAGCUGACAAAAACAGAACAUAUACGCUACAAGGGACAGGCAACUCCUCACAAUGCUUGAAUGUUAUACAAAGCUUAAUAAAGACAACGUGUAGCAGUGGUGAUUGCGGUAUGAAUGAUGUCUUCCAGCCAAAAGUAGAAGGAAAAUUUUUGGCUUUGACUGUUUUUCGUUACGCAGCAGAUUUUAUGAGUAUUUCUAGCACUGCAUCACGACAAGUAUUAAAAAACGCGACAGAAAAAACCUGUGCUACAAAUUGGAAAGAAAUCUCAUCACGUGAUAUUCCAGGGACACCUGUCAAGUAUCGAGGUAGUCGUUGUUUUGACGCAUGGUAUAGUUAUUUCUUAUUAACUGACGGAUUUAAAUUUGACGACGCCUCUUGGAAGUUGGAAUAUGUGAAUAAGGUAAAUGGUCAAAAGCUUCAGUGGUCACUUGGUUUAAUGUACAUGAAAAAAGACAACAUGUUCAAAAAUAUAAGAAGCUACAUUUUACAAAAAAUCACAAGGAAGCAAGGCAUGCUGGGAUUAGCUGUGUUUGGUGCUCUUUUAUUGGUUAUUGGGAUAAUUAUUCUGAUCAUUGCUAUUAUAUGCAGAAGAAAGAAAGGACAAUUACCUGUGAGUGGAGAAGAAUAACUGAAAAUGACUUAUCGCCUCUUCACCUUUCUUUAGUUCAAUUCACGAUGCACAGUUUUGUAGAUUAGAUAAUAACAAUCAUAACGUGUAAAUGGACCUUCUAGACUUCGAAUUUAUCUUGGAUAUAUUAGAUGAGGGAUUCACUGACCAAUUCUAGCUUACAAAAGACUUGUCAUUACUUUCUGGUAUUUAGCUACUGAAGAUCCGUUUCAAUCACUUCAAUUUCAAUAUCGCAUCUCUUUAAAUACAGUUUUUGUAUAAUUUAUCGGGAUAAAUUUUCGCCGGGAUUAAAUUUCGCGGAUUUCGGAUUUCCGAAACUAAGUCCCCGCGAAAAUCUGGAAACUAGCCGUCCGCCAAAAUUUGUCCCCGCGAAAUUUUUAAUUAUUAUCUGAUCUGCGAGCUUUAUAUAGGAAAAUUUCCAUAAAAAUUUCAUGGUCAAAA
Molecule: messenger RNA, 2108 nt
Organism: Hydractinia symbiolongicarpus
Lineage: Eukaryota; Metazoa; Cnidaria; Hydrozoa; Anthoathecata; Hydractiniidae
Product: ectonucleoside triphosphate diphosphohydrolase 2-like
Exons: 11
Coding region: 132-1667 (511 amino acids)
Biological process (GO): nucleoside diphosphate catabolic process
Cellular component (GO): plasma membrane
Molecular function (GO): GDP phosphatase activity; UDP phosphatase activity
Source: RefSeq, a predicted model, not a curated record